AUGGCGACGCCCAAUUCUGUCAAUGAAUCUGUUAUUCAGGUUAUGUCCGACGUUAUUCGGGACCAUCAUUUUGACGUUAUAUGUGUUAUACUCAUCUACCUUCGAAGCAUGAAACGCGGUCGAAGAGGCUUUUCAACUGAUAUUCGGAGGCGCUAUUCAUUUAAUCCCCGGAUUCCACAACAGGUUUGCUACAUUAACCGACUACUUCGUGUGAGUGAUGUGGCUUGUUUGGAAAAUUUGCGGUUGGAUAGAAACGCAUUUGGGAGGCUAUGUAUCAUGCUUCGGCAGACAGGCGAUGUAGUCGACGGUCGGUACGCCUCUGUAGAUGAACAAGUAGCUAUGUUUUUGGGGAUUUUGGCACACCAUAAGAAAGUUCGAGUGGUGAAGUUUGAACAUUGGCAGUCAGGGUAUAUAGUGUCAAAGUAUGUCCAUGCUGUCUUGAAGGCUGUUCUGAAGCUUCACAGAACGUUUUGGGUUGUUCCUGAACCUGUGGCUGACGAUCAUCAGUGGAAAUGGUUCAAGGGUUGUGUAGGAGCACUUGAUGGCACAUACAUAAACGUACAAGUACCGAACGGUGACAAGCCUCGAUAUCGAUCUCGAAAGGGACAGAUUUGCACUAACACCCUUGCUGCUUGUGAUCAUAACAUGAGGUUCGUUUACGUUCUAGCCGGAUGGGAGGGCUCUGCUGGUGAUGCUCGUGUGCUACCUGAUGCCGUUAAUCGGGAGAAUGGUUUCCGAGUACCUAUUGGAAAUUACUAUCUCUGCGAUAAUGGAUAUGCAAACUGCGAAGGGUUCCUAACUCCAUACAAAAGUGUCCGGUAUCAUCUACAAGAAUGGGCCCCAGGCACAGGUACAGGUGCCCCUCAGAAUCCACGCGAAAUUUUCAACAUGCGCCAUACAAGGGCUCGUAAUGUCAUCGAACGUGCAUUUGCCUUUUUGAAAAUGCGAUGGGGGAUUUUGAGGAGUGCUUCCUACUAUCCGAUGACAAUCCAAACUCAACUCAUUUUAGCAUGUUUCUUGCUACAUAACUACUCUAGAUCUGCUAUGCCAAUGGAUCCACUGGAACUUCUUGCGGAUGAAGAAGACGAUGAUAUAGUCACUGAAGUUGAAUCGCAGAAUGUUCAAGGGAACUACAUAGAAUCCGUUGAACCCUCUAAUGCUUGGACACAUAUGCGGGAUAACUUGGCGGGGUCCAUGUGGGAUGAAACCAACGCGAGAAGCUCUGGAGAUGUUGUUCGAGCAUGUAGCGUUGUGGCCUGA
Molecule: messenger RNA, 1260 nt
Organism: Salvia hispanica
Lineage: Eukaryota; Viridiplantae; Streptophyta; Magnoliopsida; Lamiales; Lamiaceae
Source: RefSeq, a predicted model, not a curated record